AUGUUGAGCCUUAUAUCUGUUCUGUGGGACACUGGAUAUCCCUUAUAUACCUAUGGUUCUCUUUUCAUCCUUAUCCUAAUUAUCUGGCAAAUUAGACAAAGUUACUAUGGAUUGAAGAGCAAACCUACAAGGAGCUGCUGCCGGCAUCAUUGAAAAGUCAGGCAAAGGAAAAAAGAUGCAGCGUCAAGAGUUAGGAGACCUUCCCAAGAGGAAGCUGAGGAGCUUCAGGAGCUGCUCUCUUUCAUGAAAAGCCAGGGAUGGCUUCCUCAGAAGGAAAGUGUGCGGCAGCUUCUAUGUGCAGAUCCCUACUGCCAAACCUGCAAUGGUGUGGCUCUGGAGAUUGACCAAUUGCUGGAGGGUGAGAAUAACCAGAUCCCCUCUACUUUACUGGGAUCAUCAUGGGGCUCUUCUUGCCUAGAGACGUUGUCCAUGUCAAGUAUGUCUUUUGAGCAGAAUCUGGAGCUCCAUUCCCAGCACUCCAGAGAUUCUUCAGUGGCAUCUGUAACUCCAACACUAAGCCAACUAAUAGAACACAAAUGCUUAACCCAGACAGUUUCCCAGAAAAAUGAUGGAAUCAGAAUCCAAGAAUACUGGGCCGAUCACCUCAAGUUAGAGCAGGAAUUUCAACUGGCAGAUAGGCCAGUGGGCCCAGAGACUAUGGCUUCUUCAAGGCUUGAGGAAUCUAUAGUUACAGUGAAUGAGCAGGAGAUUAUGCAGAACAACACUUACCUUGACCAGGAGGACCAAGUUCAUCACCACUUGAAGCCCAAGGUUUCUUUAGUAUCACCAAAUUCAGGGAUCACUAACCUGGCCCAUCCUAUGGUCUUAGAAAUGGAGUCAGUUCUCCCCGCUCACCUGCCUUUACUCAAUCCUAAAACUCUGAGGUUUCUUGAGGUACAUGUAAAAAAAUGGAUGCAUUUCCAGAGGUGGGGGCUCCCCAGGCGUGUCGAAGACUCCCUCAGGCAGCUUAUGCCAGACCCAACAUUGUUUUACCGAUCUGAAAAAAACCCACAGGUUUCUUCCAUGACUUCUCAGGUUAUUAUUGACAAAAUUAAAACCAUUUCCCACCAGACAUGGGGUUCAUUUGUGGCAGGACAGCCCAUUCAGUCUAUCUGGGUUUCGGAAUGGUCUGAUGUAAAUCCAGAACAAAGACGCCACUGUCAGCAAAUUCAAAACUAUAACGUACUAACCCUACCCUCUCCUGCCCUUAAUGUACUAAAUGACUUCUAUUCACUGCAUGGGGAACAGGAUAAUGACUCACAGUGCAAUUUGCAGCAGAAAUACAACCAGCUCUUCUGUGGCCUCCCUACUCUGCACAGUGAGUCCCUGAUUGCUACUUUCUUGGACUCUAAAAGUCUCUCCAGGAACAAGAAUGUGCCCAAGUCUCCCUUGAAUGGUCCUCUUCUCUUCAGUGAGCUCCAUCCCCUGCUGUCCAAUACUCCACCUGAGUCAGCCCCAGCCUCACCCCUAGCCUCACUACCAGCCUCACCCCCAGCCUCACCCCCAACCUCCCCAAAUUGGAUGUCUCCCUCUGAGAAUCAGGUCAGUGUCCCAUUUCUGACUACAGCUGAGUGUGAAGCCUUGGAAUGGCACUUGCUGCAGAGGCAACUCCAGCUUCAGUGGGGCCUGCCAGCAGUCUUCCAGAGAUCUCAGCAUGCUCCAGGUCCCAAGCAGUAUGAAACAUGUGACAAAAUCCAACCUCCUGAGACCAUGAAGACCUCCUGUCCAGGAAAGUCCUUCUCAGUCCUCACCAGGGAACUGCUCUUCUUCCCAGAGCAUGCCCGCAGGCUGCUGGAAUUCCAUCUCCAGAAGCAGUUGAUUCACCAUCGCUGGGGCCUGCCCCCAAAGAUUCAGCAGUCCAUCCAGUUGCUCCUUUCCUCCACUGACCAGCAGACCCUGACCUGGAGCAGUACAGCCCUACCCAGGGUGAGCAUGCCCCCGCUUGCAACCCUAGAUGACAGUGAAGCUGGUGUCCUAUUCUCACCCAUGGUAGCCCAAAUGCCCACCCCCAUGCCACACUUGUUUGCCCAAGCCAAGGAAAUAUUGCAGAGCCACAUCGGCUCCAAAUGUGGACAGAUCCACCAGGGCCAGGUCCCUGCCUGUGUAUUCAGCUCCUGGGAAUGCAGAAUUCCUGGAGGUCUGGCAGUGGCUCCCUUCCCUUGCAUUCCACAAAGCCAGCACCCGGAACUGCAGGCAGCAAGUGAACCUGACCCACAGCCCAAAGUUAUGCCCUGGAUGCCAGUGGCCCUUGAUCAGCAGCAGCAGCAGGCCUUACCAAGUGCUGACACUGAACACCCUAAGCUGCCCAGAGUCCUGUCUGAUACAGCCAUUGAGAAACUGGAAACCAUGCUGCGGCACAAGUAUCUGGUCUUCCUGUCAGGCCUGCCUGCUCUGUACUGUGUGGACCUCUCUAGGGCCAUGGUUCCAGCAAAAUCUAGCGAAUCUGUAAUCACAGAGAUGGUGUCUGGGCCUGUGGAAAUCCCAGAGGAGCCUCCGACUCCUCCACUGACUCAGAUGAUCUCAUCUGAAGACCCCUGCAGGAGGCUUGAACCAUGCUUUCAAGAUGACGAUGAGACUUAGGCAGACAACACAGAGGAGUUCCAGCCUGAAGUUCAGGUGGAAGAAAUGACAGAGAUGGUAACUCCAAGGAGCCAGACUCUUCCUACUAUCCCCUUCUCAUCCAAGACACACAUCUUCCCCAAACUAAAUUUCCACCUUAGGAAAAAGGUCAUAGAGAUGCAAUUGGGAAUUCCCAUAAGGGCAAGAGAGUCCAGGGAACCAACUGCAGGAGUUGCAGACAACAAAUCCACACAGGAGUCUCUUGGGAGUCUAAGCACCCCAGAAAGCACAGUAGUCCAGGAACUGUCCAUCACACCAGAGUCUCCUCCUGCCCCAGACUCAGAAUGGAUCCCCCUUAAAAAACAGCUGGCCACUGAGUUGAAGGCAGUACAGCACAACCUAAAGUCACUUAGUUCCAAACCAGUGCCCCAUGGAUCACCCGACUGGGCUUCCAAGAUCUCACAACUCAGUGCGAACAUGACCCAGGCCCAGAUACUUUGCGUUCAGGUAGAGGCCAGUGUGAACAACCCCAUCCUGGAGGAACCCUGGAGCCCUGAGCUCCAAAGUCCUGACAAGAUCAAGGACUCAGCCCAAGUCCUGGCACUGGCAGAAAACAAAGAGGACCCAGGAAAACCCAAGGCAGCAGGGGACCUUGGAGAAGGGGAUGCAGGGCUUGGGAUCUCCUCAGUCAGUGAAGAAAGACACCCUGCUGAAGAUCAGAGGCCAGAAAGGAUGAACAGGACAUCCCAAGGCUCCUGGCCAUGGAACCAGAGCUUUCUUCUUGAGGAUCCCUGUCCACCUAGCCACCAGCAUCACCCUCAGCUGCAGUCCCCAGAGCCGCCCCCAGUAGUCCCUGGAGGGAAAGAAUCUGAGCCUGACAGGCAAGACAGUCCAAGCAAGCCACAUGUCAUCCCUGAGCCCACAAGGAACCCUAAGAAUGCCCAGCCCGUGGUGCCUCGCAUUUCCCAGGACAAGUCUUUCCUCCCCCAGAAAAUUCAGGGUAAACCUCUGCAGGGCCAAACUCUGCACAGUCAGGUCUUGCAGGGGAAGGCAAUGCCAGCCCAUUCUCACAAGAAGCCCAUCGUUCCAGACACUGGCUUGAGAAAUAAAAUACAAUCCUUUCUGCACUGCAUUACCCCUGAGAAGAAAGGCAAAGGGCAUGUAGAGUCCAUGUUCUCCAAAGCUGGGAAAGUGUCCAAAACCAGAAAAGAAAAUGUUGAAAAGAGCCUCAUUCCAGCCAAAAGCCCCAUGGGGAGAACUAAGACAGAGAAGCCAAGUGGGCACCCCAAGGCCCGUUCAGCCUCCCCUGAGAAGCCAGUAGGCCCAGCUGCCUUAAAUGGUCCCCAUUCCCCAGACAGUAAGCUCCGGCUACGCUCCCGACAGCAUGGCUCUGCCUCAACCCUGGGCCAUCCCCGCCACUGCCCUCGGCACUGUCCUCGAGUGGCUUGUGCCUCCCAUCCAGGGAGCCUCCCCUAG
Marmota flaviventris (yellow-bellied marmot) is the source of this 4035-nucleotide messenger RNA. The record is from RefSeq and is a predicted model, not a curated record. Lineage: Eukaryota; Metazoa; Chordata; Mammalia; Rodentia; Sciuridae.